This is a messenger RNA of Eucalyptus grandis, 1580 nucleotides long. Its product is annotated as cysteine proteinase COT44. The transcript is spliced from 4 exons. Gene Ontology annotation, molecular function: cysteine-type endopeptidase activity. The coding region runs from base 128 to 1288 and encodes 386 amino acids. The record is from RefSeq and is a predicted model, not a curated record. Gene Ontology annotation, cellular component: lysosome. Lineage: Eukaryota; Viridiplantae; Streptophyta; Magnoliopsida; Myrtales; Myrtaceae.
CCAAACCUUCUUCCCUCCUCAAGUCUCUCCCUCUCCCUCUCUGUCCACGCUCUCCAUCUUCCUCUUCCAGCGAAGAAGGAAGCAGAGUGUCACUGAGACGACGGAGAAGAGACUCAACAGCUCAACCAUGGCGAUAACAACCGCGCCGACCGUUCUCGCCGCCCUCCUCUUCCUCAUUCUGGCCUCCGCAGCACUAUCCGACCCCGCCUCCAUCAUCGACUACGCCGCCAAAGGCCGGACCGCCUCGGCCCCGAGGACCGACGGAGAGGUCGUGGAGAUGUACGAGCUCUGGCUCGCGAGGCACGGCAAGGCGUACAACGGCCUCGGCGAGAGGGAGAUGAGGUUCGAGGUGUUCAAGGACAACCUGAGGUUCAUCGACGAGCACAACAGCUCUCAGAACAGGACGUACACCUUGGGCCUCAACAAGUUCGCCGACCUGACGAACGACGAGUACCGAGCCAUGUACCUGGGGACGAGGAGCGAGGCCAAGCGCCGGGUGAUGAAGUCCAGGAAUGCCAGCAGGCGGUAUGCUGUCCGAGCUGGGGACCGGUUGCCUGAGGCGGUGGACUGGCGGUUGAAGGGCGCGGUGAAUCCGGUCAAGGAUCAGGGAACUUGCGGAAGUUGCUGGGCGUUUUCGACAGUGGCGGCUGUGGAAGGAAUAAAUCAAAUUGUGACGGGUGAAUUGAUUUCUCUAUCAGAGCAAGAGCUGGUAGACUGCGAUCGGAAGCACAAUUCGGGCUGCAACGGAGGUCUCAUGGACUAUGCAUUCGAGUUCAUCAUCAAGAACGGAGGGAUGGACACUGAGCAGGACUACCCUUACAAUGGCAUCGGCGGAAAGUGUGACGCUUCUAGGGUGAAUUCAAAGGUUGUCACGAUUGAUGGGUAUGAAGAUGUUCCGCCCUAUGAGAGUGCGCUUAAAAAGGCUGUGGCACAUCAACCAGUUAGCAUCGCCAUUGAAGCCAGUGGCAGGGCCUUCCAACUUUACCAAUCUGGUGUAUUCACUGGCGAAUGUGGCAUUUCCCUUGACCACGGAGUGAUCGUUGUUGGGUAUGGAAGCGAAAACGGAGUGGAUUACUGGAUAGUGAGGAACUCAUGGGGCACCAACUGGGGCGAGGACGGUUACAUCAGGAUGGAACGCAACGUCGUCAACAACUUCUUUGGUAAGUGCGGCAUUGUGAUGGAACCCUCAUACCCCACCAAGACCAGCCAAAACCCUACGAAAUCAGAGUGGAGGACAAUGACUACAUUAGAAGUCCUUGAAGAGUCUGUUCUGGCUACUCUAAGCUAAGGGAAGAGGAAGAACUUGAAGAACGGUGGGAAGCGCUUUUUUUAUAUUUCUCCAAUCCUGAUUUGGAGAUUGUGUUUUCAGAUGAUCUGUUCUUUUGAGGCCUGAAGUUAAGUGCAAGGAGCAGGCUUUCUUUCUUAGAAUUCAGUGGUCAUCGUUGUGCAUACCUAAGUGUCGAAGUCGAGCUGCACCAAACGAAUGGAUUCUUGGUCGCAGUUUUAUGUUUCCUUUCGCAAUGCUCAUCAGAAUGAAUGUCUUCAUCUAGUGUUUAUUAAAAAGGACUUUCGCUAUGAAA